Colius striatus (speckled mousebird) is the source of this 1049-nucleotide messenger RNA. It is a transcript of the gene PSMA5, whose product is annotated as proteasome 20S subunit alpha 5. Gene Ontology annotation, biological process: proteasome-mediated ubiquitin-dependent protein catabolic process. Gene Ontology annotation, cellular component: nucleus; proteasome core complex; proteasome core complex, alpha-subunit complex. The record is from RefSeq and is a predicted model, not a curated record. Bases 118 to 843 code for a protein of 241 amino acids. NCBI's taxonomy places the organism in Eukaryota, Metazoa, Chordata, Aves, Coliiformes, Coliidae. The transcript is spliced from 9 exons.
CGCUGCGCAGCCGCUGCCCGGAAGCGGCGGAGCAGAACCCGGCGAGGGCAGCGCGGCCGCUCCCGCCUCCGCCGCUCGGUUCCUCCCGCGCCGCGUCCCGCCGGCCCCGUUACCGACAUGUUCCUCACGCGCUCCGAGUACGAUCGGGGUGUGAACACUUUUUCUCCAGAGGGGAGGCUGUUCCAAGUGGAGUAUGCCAUCGAGGCCAUAAAGCUUGGUUCCACAGCCAUUGGGAUCCAGACCUCAGAGGGUGUGUGCCUGGCUGUGGAGAAGAGAAUCACCUCCCCCCUGAUGGAGCCCAGCAGCAUCGAGAAGAUCGUGGAAAUUGAUUCCCACAUAGGCUGUGCCAUGAGUGGCUUAAUAGCUGAUGCAAAGACUUUAAUUGAUAAAGCAAGAGUGGAGACUCAGAAUCACUGGUUCACCUACAACGAGACAAUGACGGUGGAGAGCGUGACACAGGCCGUGUCCAACCUGGCACUGCAGUUUGGGGAGGAGGAUGCAGACCCAGGGGCGAUGUCCCGUCCGUUCGGCGUCGCACUGCUCUUUGGAGGAGUUGAUGAGAAGGGACCUCAACUGUUCCACAUGGACCCAUCGGGAACGUUCGUUCAGUGCGAUGCCAGAGCCAUUGGCUCCGCCUCGGAAGGUGCUCAGAGCUCUCUGCAGGAGGUUUACCAUAAGUCAAUGACACUGAAGGAAGCCAUCAAAUCUUCCCUUGUUAUCCUGAAGCAAGUCAUGGAGGAGAAACUGAAUGCAACCAACAUUGAGCUUGCCACGGUGGAGCCUGGGCUGAAGUUCCACAUGUACACAAAAGAGGAGCUGGAAGAGGUCAUCAAGGAUAUUUGAAAGGGCAGAGGGGCCCCUCCAAGGCUCGUCCCACCCCCAGCCCAGUGAACUCUCAGUUCCUGCCGGUACCAGUGAUUUGUUUCUUUUCCAGCAGCAUCUGUAAUUGCUCUUCUUAGAAGGCUCCUGGAGGUGUUUUUUUACAGUUUCUGUACAUAACCAAUCUCUGCAAUAAGAGGAGAUGAGAAUAAAUCAUUUUGUUACUCUGG